Molecule: messenger RNA, 1968 nt
Organism: Lactuca saligna
Lineage: Eukaryota; Viridiplantae; Streptophyta; Magnoliopsida; Asterales; Asteraceae
Source: the annotation of a GenBank genome assembly
AUGUUGGGUCUGCCUCUGGGACAUGUUACAAUAAAGUCCAUGCCUUAUAGAGAAGUCACAGACGACACGAUAAAUGUUUGGAGAAAACAAUUUGAAGAUGAAGAUAAUAUUAGAUCAAGGGCAGUUCAACAAGUUAUUAUGCAAUCAACACGUGCAGAUUUAAUGUUUAAAGUAAAUAUCUUUGUCCUCUUGUGUAAUACACUAGGUCAGUCGAUGAGCAUGGGAACAUGUGACCUGUCGAUGUUAUUAAAAGUGAUGAAAGACCUGGAUCUAAGUGACAUUGAUUGGUGUGGAUAUGUUUUUGAUUGCCUUAAGGAGACAAAAAGUGCAUGGAAUCCAAACAGCAAAAAAGGAUUCUAUGUUGGGCCAAUUAUAUUACUGCUGUUGCUAUACGUAGAAAGUGUUCGAUGCGAUUCAAUGAAGAUUGUACGAUGCAGACCAGCAAUAUGUUGUUGGAAUGUUGAUAAACUACGUGAGCGAGAAAGAGUAGAGUGUAGAACAAUUGGUCUGGGUAUGGGUGAAUUGCAAGAUCCAUUUCAAGUCAUCAAUGAAGCAUCAGAAACUGGUAAUGUAGGGCAAGAAAAAGUUCAGGGAAAUGAUGCAGGAGGUGUAAGGUGUAAGGGAAAUCAAGGAGAUGAUAUUUUUAGUGGAAGUGGGGAAAAUGUUGAGACAACUAUUUCAACAAUAAAGGAGAUGUACGACAUGAUAUUGCAGCAAAAGAAAGUGUUGGAAGACAAAAUAAAUGAUGCUGUCAAGAAAUAUCCUGAUAAUCAGUUGGUCAAAGAAUGGAAAAACAAAGUAAAUGAUUUGUUUACUGUAGUUUCUGCAUUAGAGGAACCAGAACAAUCUCAAUGGUGGUAUGAUAACAAGGCUGAAAUUGAACGUACGCUGAUUCUAGCUACAACUAACAAACAGUUUGACAACUCCCCAAUAGCAAAAUGUAGUAUUCAAAUGUCACAGGAAUAUGCAGACUUCGCGAAUAGAUUUGGUACAAAAUCUUUUAAGCAUACACCACCAUCUAAACUGGAAAUGUCAAUUCCUUUGUCUGUAGUACCAUUCAACAAUGAUGAACAUUGGGUUAGUAGAAGAGGGUAUAGGCCUCACAUGAAAUCCGAAUAUCUGAAAUCUCCUUACAUUAUACGGGCUGUUGAUAUCAUCAAAGAAGUUCCACGGCAGGAAAAACGUGUAGCAGAAUGGAUAUUCUCUCUCCAGGGAGAGCCAAAUGAUAUAGUUUUCCACACUUUGGAUGGUUUUUCUGCUCAGAGGUUUCACAUGGAAAGUUUUUUUCCAACAUGUGAACUAUUUGGCCAUGUCAUUGAUUGUUGGAGUCAAGUGUUGAAUCUUGAUGAAAAAAGUCAACGUAAAGAUAAAUUCAUUGAGAAUUUGGUGCUUUCUAUUGAAGAUAUGGACGCAAGCCUACGUUUUGUUGGAUUGCUUUUCCUACCAAUCAUCCGUUCCUUCCACAUUUUCCCUUUUGUGAUCAAUCUACAACAACCAGAGUUUGUAAUCGUUGACAACAGCAAAGUUGAUGAUCCUGAUGGUGAGAGAUAUGGUCGGUUGCCCCAAAUCAUUAAAGAGUACAUAGUUGAUUACUUAAAAUCUCAUAAUCAUCCAAAAGCUGAUAUGUUUUCACAUGUGAUGCCACAUAGACUGGAAAUGUCUUGGAAAACAAUAAACAACAGCAUUCAUUGUGGUGUGUUUACGAUGCGUCAUAUGGAAACAUAUAUGGGUGGAAGUAUGAAUGAGUUUAAAGUUGGGUUCAAGAACGAGGCUUCUGCACAAGAUGAUCAACUUGUUAAACUGAGGACAAAGUAUUUAUACAAAAUCCCCACUCAUGAAUAUAAUAUGCAAAAGGAUUAUGUGCUGCAAAAGGUUGAUGAAUUCCACAAGAUUCCUUCAAAACAACGUUCUCAACUGUUGGCCAUUGCAAAGGAAGAAAUUCACAGGAGAUUGGAUGAUUUAAGUUAA